Molecule: messenger RNA, 1221 nt
Organism: Medicago truncatula (barrel medic)
Lineage: Eukaryota; Viridiplantae; Streptophyta; Magnoliopsida; Fabales; Fabaceae
Product: F-box/kelch-repeat protein At3g06240
Exons: 1
Coding region: 1-1221 (406 amino acids)
Molecular function (GO): protein binding
Source: RefSeq, a predicted model, not a curated record
AUGGAGAAUAAGAAGAAAUCUGCGACAAAUGAAAAGGUAAGCAAGUAUAUACCUCAUGAUAUUGCCUUCUCUAUUCUACACAAACUACCUCUUAAGUCUUUAAAGCGAUUUGGAUGCGUUCGUAAAUCAUGGUCUCUCUUAUUACAAGACACUCGUUUCAUGAACAUGUUCCGCAACAAUUUCAUAUCUAACUCUCACCGUUAUCACGACGGAGCACCUAUCAUGCUAAGGGUUUAUGAUGCCUUUCAAUCCGGUCAUGAUGUUUUGUAUUCUUUUUCUGGUCACAGGUUUGAGAAUAAAAUCAAAUUAGAUUGCCCAAAUCUAUUUGAAGAAGAAUUGAACAAUUUUAAGAUUUUUGGUCUAGGUAGUAGCGAUGGCACUCUUUGUCUUCAUGGACUACUUGGACUAGAUUCUUGCAAAAUUACAUUAUGGAACCCAAUUACCGAUCUAUUCAAUCCCAUUCCUCCCAGUCCGGUUGAGUCUUCUCUUCCAGACGCAGCUAAGGUUAUUUUCACCGUUGUUUCUAGUCUUCAUGGCUUUGGUUAUGACCGUGGUACAUGUGACUAUAAGGUCAUUCGUCGUGUACACUUACAAUGUGAUGCCAAUCUUGAAUACGUGCCAUCCAACGAUAUACUUGGAGAUUCACCUUUAGACCAGUACCCCAUAUGGGAGAUAUAUAGCUUAAGAAGUAAUUCAUGGAAGAAACUUGAUUUUGACAUGCCGGGUUAUGUAUCUUGUAUUGAGGGCAUCCAAGCGUACAUGGAUGGGUUCUGUCAUUGGUUGUGCGUACAUAGAUGUCGAAUGAUACCAUGUUUGGUAUCAUUUGACUUAAGCAAUGAUGUGUUCUUCAAAACACCAAUACCCUCAUACGUUGAUGAUUGUUUUGAUGUUAAAGCAAAGUGGAUAAACUUGGCGGUGUUAAAUGGGUUCAUUGCCUUACUCUCAUAUAAUGAAAAAACUACAACUUUUCACAUAUCAAUUUUGAACGAACACGGCGUGAAAGAAUCAUGGACAAAACUCUUCGUUAUUGGAUCGAUGUCUUGCGUUAAGUACCCCAUUGGAAUGGGGACAAAGGGGGAAAUAUUCUUCAUAAGAAAAGAUAAAAAACUAGCUUGGUUUAAUUUGAGCACCCAAACGAUUGAGGAGCUUGCUUAUAAACCAAUGUGGUAUAGCUGUCGGAUAAUAAUUUACAACAAGAGCAUAUUUCCGAUUGAGGAAUAA